This is a messenger RNA of Aureobasidium vineae, 1599 nucleotides long. Lineage: Eukaryota; Fungi; Ascomycota; Dothideomycetes; Dothideales; Saccotheciaceae. The record is from the annotation of a GenBank genome assembly.
ACCUUCAACAUGGCAAUCGAACUCAGAGGCAAUGCUCUUAUCUCCAUAAUCUUGCUAGCCUCCGGGCUCGACUUUCUUCUGUUCGGUUUCGAUCAAGGACUCUUCGGAGGUGUCCUAGCUGGCGAUGGCUUCAAGCGUAUGCUCGGCAACCCGUCAGCUACUCGUACCGGGCUGGUCACUGCCAUCUACGACAUUGGCUGUGCUCUUGGUGCUGUCAUGGCUUUCCUUGUUGGCGAUAAGGUCGGCCGCAAGAGAAGCAUUGUUUACGCCAACAUCAUCGUCAUUAUUGGAGCUGCCAUCCAGACAGCCAGCUUUUCAUACGCUCAGAUGUGCGUUGCCAGAGUUAUCGCUGGUGUUGGAGUGGGAUUCUCCACUGUCGCUGUCCCGAUCCUGCAGAGCGAGACGCUACCUAGUCGCAACCGUGGUGCUGUAAGUAUCGUUCUGUCUGUCUCCAAUCCACAUCGAGCAAAGCUAAUGGAAACUGUAGNNCUUCUCGUCGUUCAAUCAGCGCUCAUCAUCAUUGGCGUCGCUCUGGCUUCUUGGCUAUGCUUUGCCACUCUCUAUUCAACAUCAAGCUUCCAAUGGCGCUUUCCUAUCGCUUGUCAGAUGCUUUUCUCUGGUAUCGUUCUUUGUCUUACACCAUUCCUGCCCGAGACGCCUCGCUGGCUUGCCGAGAACGGUCGCACCGAAGAAGCUCGCCAAAUCCUUGCUCGCCUUGAAGACAAAUCCAUCGAACACUUGGAUAUCACAAACCAGCUCAAUGAGAUCUGCGAAGUCAUUGCCAUCGAGCAAGAGGCUGGAGACGCGACGUGGGGCGAGGUCUUCACCAACUCGACAAAAUCGAGGAACUUGCACCGUGUUCUCCUCGGCAUGGGUCCUUACAUGAUGAACCAAUGGUCAGGAAUUAAUGCCCUUUGCUACUACCUCGCAUACAUUCUCGAAAACUACCUCGGCUACAGCCCAAGUAUGGCUCUGAUCCUCGCCUCUGUUGCUUUCACCCAAUACGCCGUUUUCUCCUGGCCUCCAUACUUCUACAUCGACCGCCUCGGCCGCCGCUGGACCGUCAUUUUCUCCAGCAUCGGCUGCGCAGCAUGCAUGGCUAUCAUCGCCGGCGCCCUCGUCAACCCCACCCACACAAACUCCAUCGUCGCCGUCGCCUUCAUGUUCCUCUUCAUGGACUGCUUCACCCUCGGCAUCCUCCCCGUCAGCUGGUCCUACUCUGCCGAAAUUCAACCUCUGCGUGUUCGCAACAAGGCAACUGCAGUGGGUGUUUUUGGCCACUGGAUGAGCAAUUUUGUGGUUGUCAUGGUGACGCCUAUUGGAUUGUCUAAUAUUGGGGGCAAUUACUUUUGGGUGUGGGCGGUUGUGAAUGCGAGUUUUGUGCCGUUGACGUGGUUCUUUGGUGUUGAGACCAGUGGGAGGAGUUUGGAGAAGAUUGAUCAUAUGUUUUUCGAUGAGCCGCGGGUGUGUAUGGGGUUGAACAAGAGUCAUACGAGGGUUAUCAACAAGGAAAUGUAUGAUGAGGAGAGGAGGUUGAGUGUCGCUGGACAUGAGAAAGAGAAGAUGGAUGUUGAGCAGAUCUCGGUCGUCAGCAAGUGA